ACUGGGGCAGGAACCGGAAGUUUUCCUCCGUGGUAACAGUAUCAAUUUCCAGUGUUGCGAUGUCGGCCGAACCUUGAAUUUGUUGCUGGGUUUUAUUUCCUUUGAGAUCGCGAACAAUUAACUCCGUCUUUAUUUAUCAAAACAGCUGAAAACACAACCGGAAGUGGCUGUUAGUAGUUCGAUGUGUCUGGGGAAACCUUAGACCAUGAGCAACAGUCAUCCUCUGCGGCCUCUGGCCUCCGUGUCGGAGAUCGACCACAUCCACCUGCUGUCGGAGCAGCUCGGAGUGCUGGUGCUGGGAGAGGAGUACAGCGACGUCACCUUCGUUGUGGAGGGAAAGAGCUUCCCGGCGCACCGGGUCAUCCUGGCGGCUCGAUGCCACUACUUCAGGGCCUUGUUGUACGGUGGGAUGAAGGAGUCCCAGCCCCAGGCUGAGGUUCGUUUGGAGGAGACCCGGGCUGAAGCGUUCUCCAUGCUGCUGAACUACCUGUACACGGGCCGGGCCAGCCUCAGUUCUGCCCGGGAAGAGGUGCUGCUGGACUUCCUGGGUUUGGCUCACCGCUACGGCCUGCAGCCUCUGGAGGACUCCACCUGCGAGUUCCUGCGCACCAUCCUGCACAUCAACAACGUGUGCCUGGUGUUCGACGUGGCCAGCCUGUACUGUCUGAGCGCGCUCAAUGAGGCCUGCUGCGCGUACAUGGACAGACACGCUCCAGAGGUUCUCAACUCUGACGGCUUUCUGUCACUCUCCAAGGUGGCGCUGCUGACUGUGGUCCGUCGAGACUCCUUUGCUGCCAGUGAGAAGGAGAUCUUCCAGGCUCUGUGUCGGUGGUGCCAGCAGCACGAGGACGGGGUGGACACACAGGAAGUGAUGUCAGCGGUGCGGCUGCCGCUCAUGACUCUGACGGAGAUGCUGAACGUUGUGCGGCCGUCCGGCCUGGUGAGCCCCGACGACCUGCUGGACGCCAUAAAGAGCCGCUCAGAGAGCCGCAACAUGGACCUCAACUACCGGGGAAUGCUCAUCCCAGAGGAGAACAUCGCCACCAUGAAGCACGGAGCGCAGGUGGUCAAAGGAGAGCUGAAGUCGGCUCUGCUGGACGGAGACACCCAGAACUACGACCUGGACCACGGGUUCUCCAGACACCCCAUUGAGGAGGACGGUCGCUCCGGCAUCCAGGUCAAACUGGGCCAGCCGUCCAUCAUCAACCACAUCCGGCUGCUGCUGUGGGACAGAGACAGCCGGUCGUACUCGUACUACAUCGAGGUUUCCAUGGAUGAGCUGGACUGGGUUCGGGUCAUCGACCACUCCAAGUACCUCUGCAGAUCGUGGCAGAAUCUGUACUUCACUCCACGAGUUUGCAGAUAUGUUCGCAUCGUUGGAACACACAACACGGUCAACAAGGUGUUUCACCUCGUAGCUUUUGAAUGCAUGUUCACCAACCGUCCAUAUACGCUGGAGAACGGCCUUGUGGUUCCCAGUGAGAACGCUGCCACCAUCGCAGCCUGUGCCAGUGUGAUCGAGGGAGUGAGCCGCAGCAGAAACGCUCUGCUGAACGGCGACACUCGGAACUACGACUGGGACUCGGGCUACACGUGUCAUCAGCUGGGCUCCGGAGCCAUCGUCAUCCAGCUGGCCCAGCCCUACUCCAUCGGAUCCUUAAGGCUGCUCCUCUGGGACUGUGACGAGCGUUCCUAUAGUUACUACAUUGAAGUUUCCACCAAUCAGCAGCAGUGGACGAAAGUAGUGGAUUGCACCAGAGUGGCCUGCCAAUCGUGGCAGACUUUGAAGUUUGAGAAUCAGCCUGCUUCCUUCGUCCGUAUCGUUGGGACCCAUAACACUGCUAACGAGGUUUUCCACUGUGUCCACUUCGAGUGUCCCGCCCAGCUGGACAUGAAGGUAGCUGAGGGCAGUUCACUUUCGGAUUUGUUUGAUUCUGGUGCCGCCAACCAACAGCAGCGACUUCAGCAACCUUCACGCACACACAGCCUGAUGCCCACCCAGCCUUCCUCCUCCUCUCCAUCCUCUUCCUCACAGUUCCACCAUUAAAAGCUCUCAGACCUCCAAAUGCCAUUUUGCACAGCUUUCACCAUCCAGACUGCACUGCUCUGAUGCUGCUAAAGUCCAUUGUCUCGUUGUUCCAGUCCAUCAUCCCUCUGUCAUGUGUGCAGCAGCAGAAACCUGUGUAUCUGUGGCAGCAUACUUUAUUUAUAUCUCCUGUCUUCCCAGUUUUCUGACUGAAAUACGGUUUAAAUGUACUGACAUGUACGUUUUAUGAAGGUACUUUUUAAUCCUUUCAGAAUCUUGAAGUCCGAUUUAUUAUUAUUUUUUCUUUAACGACGAGGCAAACACUGACAUGAUUAUGCCGUACUACUAAAAAAAGCAGUCAGACCAGGUAGGGAAGGGAACAGCGACGUGAAUUUGAUAAAUUCAUACUAAUACCUUUGAAGAACAAAAAGGAUUCAAUCCUUAUCAAGCUAUUUUUUAGGAAUUUGUCUUAAAAAAACAGAUCCAACUGACUUUUCUUACCAUAAACAUAACAGAGUUGCAAUCAUAUAUUUUUUAAAGUUUGAAAGCUCAUUCUUAAAUAAACCCACCAGAGCAGGGAAGUAAAAGCAUCUUGUUGCUUUUUAGGUGCAAAUAAAACUUAUUAGUGUUAUGCAUUUACAUAUUGAGUAAUAACGGAGAAUUUGAAUAUCAGGCUUUCGUACGCUAAACGAGGCAGAUGCUGAUAUCUGGUGCCACUUUUGAUAAGAAUUCACACCAUAGAUGAAUGUUAUAAGCAUUUAAGUUGCUUAAUAUAAAUAAUUGGGGGUUAAGUUUGCAUAAAGACAUAAAUCAGAGCUCGGACCAAAUUAACAUGCACUACGGCUGCCUGAUGUGAAGAGUUGGAAAUAUAAGCAGCUGCUGUUUGCACUUUAUUUUAGGACACAGAAAUAAAGUUUGCAGAUUGGAUUUUCUGACUGAAUUACAGCUCUAGAGUUCUGAUUGGGUGUCUUUCUAUUUGUAAGAACAAUUAAUUUAAACUCUUAGUGGUUUCUGGGGGAUGUAGUAAGAUUUUCUGUUUGAGGUUUUUAUUUAAAUAAGCUGUUUUGUGUUUAUUCUUUUCUUGUGUGCAUUGAAGUUUUGCACUUUUGAGUUUAAAGAAAUCUUAUUAGAUUUGUUCAGUGUUGUAUUAUGAGAAAUAAGAUAAUUAGCUCAGUUGUUUUCUCUCUUACCACCUCCUCUUUGCAGUGUAUAAGAUUGAUUAGCUGGUUAAAGUCUUCCUCACUAACUAAACAAAAUAGGGCUGUUUAUGUUAUGAUAGAGAUGAUAUCCCAUAGCUUUAUGAAUUUUCCUAGUUUAGCUUUUUGCAUAUAUUAUUUUUGAUCAGUGAUGCUGAUUGUGUUUCUGCACUCAUUGUUCUACAAACUGCUUCUCAGUAAUGUGAUUUUUAAUUUCUGGAGAUCAACUAACAAUGCUAGUUGUGAUUUCUGUGAAGGGGUCCCACUGAUGUGCCCGUGUGGAAAGCUGCUGUUAGCCGUUAGCUGCUGUAAGUGAUGUCUUUCAUACAGGCGAUGCAGUGACCUCGAUCUCCUGAGUCCUCAAAGCUUCUGUUACAGAACAAGCUGUGCUGAUUGAUUAGUAACUAUGUGUUCGUCAUGCUUUAGGCACUAAUGCUCUGUUAGCUCAUUAGACAACGUUGAUGCUACCUACUGAGAGGUUGUUGUUGUCAUUAAACUUUUAAUAAUCUUUGAUUUUGAAACUUGAA
Molecule: messenger RNA, 3749 nt
Organism: Xiphophorus couchianus (Monterrey platyfish)
Lineage: Eukaryota; Metazoa; Chordata; Actinopteri; Cyprinodontiformes; Poeciliidae
Gene: btbd9
Product: BTB (POZ) domain containing 9
Exons: 11
Coding region: 206-2047 (613 amino acids)
Biological process (GO): modulation of chemical synaptic transmission; circadian behavior; adult locomotory behavior
Cellular component (GO): cytoplasm
Molecular function (GO): protein binding
Source: RefSeq, a predicted model, not a curated record